UACUACUUCCGGGUUUCGUGUUUCAAUAGAAACCGCUUCCUGUUCGUGCUUUACGAUAUUGUGUUACUGUUAAAUCGACUAUGUAUAUUUUACUAAACCACCAACCAACUAAAUGUUAAAACUACAAAUGACUGCUAGAAUUUGAGGCGAAUCGUGUUCUCCUCAUUGGAAGUCGCAGCUGCAGGUUUCAAAUCAACUUUGGGUUUUAAACAGCUAUACUGAUAACAGCGCUCCCCAUGUAAGACUCAAGUUACUUUGAAAGCUACUGCCACAUUAUAUUGACAGGACUUUUCUUAAGGACUCUGUGUAAUGAAGAAGCGAGGGAGACGAGCGCGGCUAACCGAUGUGGCAGCAGGACAGAGAAGCCAGACUCAGUCAGUGGCUGGGGUCAAGAAACCUGCUGGGCGACGAGAAAGACCAAAGAAUGCUGUGAAAACAACUCCACCAUCAGUUGCAUGUGAUGGAGGUUUCGAGGAUGUUGGUCCAAGUGACAGAUCUGCAAGAUUACAAUUGAGCACAACCGUGUCAGUUGUGGAGAUAGAAGGGGAGGAGCAUCCAGAGAAUAGAUUAAAGAAAUCAGGUAUGGGCAGACUCAGCACUGCAUUCUGUCGACUCUGUCAUGGAAAGUUCUCACCUCGGAGGCUGCGGCAUGCCUUUGACAAGUGGCCAGGAGAGCUGGAGGGGGUCCCUGACCAGACAGAGCCAGCCCAGUCGCCCCUGCUUUUCUACACAGACUUUCAGCGCCUAGUGGGAGUGCCACUGAACCGUGAUCCACGUCUCUCACAAUUCGUCUGCAAGAACUGCCACACAAAAUUCUACAAGUGCCACACUAUCCUGCUCACAUUUCUGCAGAGGGUAAACCUCUUGCCAUCUGUGAAUGUGCCCACCAGAGACAGGAAAAGUUCAGAGUGCUCUCAAUCAACAGUGCGUCCCAGCUUGUUGUCCAUCCACUCCGAUCCCAAGUGUCUCCACAGCCUGGUGUCCUGGGCCCACCACCAUGCAGGAGACUGCCGCUCCUGCCCUGACCUGAAAGAAGUGCUGGAGGGGCAGUGCUUGGGCUCAGUAAGGGCUGUCUGGGAGUGUGUGGCUGGACAUAGUUACAUGAUGGACACACAGACCAGAGCAAAUCCUGGACACACUGGGUGUGAUCCCCUACUGGAAGCUGAGGAGCAGCCCAGAGGGAACCGAAACCCUGUCAACACCACCAUGCCCCUGGCCAGUCCAGGUGCUACCCCACAGACUCAGAGUUCCAUCAACACUGAUGCUACUACCACCAGUGCAGAUGAAUUUCUCUUUGCUAAGGAGACACCCUGCCCUGCACCUGCCCCACUCAUGGACAGGACAGGUGACAUUGACAUAUAUGACCGGAACAUGUCCAGUGAGGAUGAGUUGGAAGAUAAAAGGAAAAGUGGAUCCUCUGAUGAAUUAUUUGAACCAUACCCAGAAAAGAAAGUUGCUUCCCCGAAGAAGAGAACCAGAAGAAAAGAAGCAAAAACUCCCAAGGAGCCUAAAGUUAGAAAGAAGCCAGGACCCAAGCCUGGCUGGAAGAAGCCAAUCAAGUCAGAAAGAGAGGAGCUGCCCAAUAUCUACAAAUGUCCAUACCAAGGCUGCUCAGCUGUGUACCGAGGAGCAGACGGCAUGAAGAAACACAUUAAGGAACACCAUGAAGAGAUCCGUGAGCGACCCUGCCCUCACCCUGGCUGCAACAAGGUCUUCAUGAUUGACCGCUACCUGCAGCGACACGUGAAACUAAUCCACACAGAGGUGAGGAACUACAUCUGUGACCAGUGUGGUCAGACCUUCAAGCAGAGGAAGCACCUGUCUGUGCACCAGAUGCGCCACUCAGGGGUCAAGCCACUACAGUGCGAAGUGUGUGGUUUCCAGUGCCGCCAGAGAGCAUCGCUAAAGUACCACAUGACAAAACACAAGGCAGAAGCUGAUCUGGAAUUUGAAUGCAAACUGUGUGGAAAGCGCUUUGAGAAGGCCCACAACCUCAACGUCCACAUGUCUAUGGUGCAUCCCCUCACACUAGCAGCUGCUGGAGGAAACAUCGACAGCCCCUCCAACCCUGCUAUCACAAGCAUAGAGACCAUCACAGAGACUGGGGCACUGAACCCUUACACCAGUUGACCGACUUGAUUAGGCCUGUGACCCUCAAGGAGAUAUAACAACCACAAAGUCUAAUAGGGCUAGGGAACUAGAUUCAGCUGCGGGAUGAUUUCUGUCUGAGCGGAUGGUCAGAGAGCCAGUACAUAAUUAUAACUUUGUACAACUGCAAAUGGACCACAACUAAGGCAAAAAAAUCACUUGCGGGAUGUUUUUGGCCCGCCAGCCGCCUGUUGCUGACCCCUGGUCUAUAAGGAGUCUGGUGUAAAAUGGUCAUGGCUAAUGUGACUAAUUAACUUGAGGUAGAGAAUAAGGUUAAUAAGUUAUACGUCAUCUAUACACAGUGUACAGUACGUAUAAAAGGAGCACAGCUAGCGGAUCCUCUUUCAAAGCCAGGUAAGCUGUGUGAUACUUAUUUUAGUGUUGUACUGCUCUAUAAUUAUAUCCUUAAGGCAACAUUAUCAUGUAGCUAGCCAAGUAUAUUCUUCAUGGAAGGACAAAGACCAAGUUUUCAAACUCCCCCAUACAUAUAUAAUGCUACUGUCAUGAUUCAAGGAAGCCAAAUGUCAGUAACAGUCCACGGGUGUGCCUGUAGCCCCAUAUAUUUCUCUCACACACACACAGUCCAUUCUGAAAGUAUUCAGACCCCUUCUCCACAUUUUGUUACUUUACAGCCUUAUUCUAAAAUGUAUUAAAUAAAUCUACACACAAUACCCCAUAAUGACAAAGCGAAAAAACGUUUUUUUAAAUGUUUGUAUUGUAUAUACAUGGGUAUUCAGGCCCUUUGCUAUGAGACUCGAAAUUGAGCUCGGGUGCAUCCUGUUUCCAUUGAUCAUCCUUGAGAUAUUUCUACAACUAGGUUGAAGGAAUUGUCUGUAGAGCUCUGAGACAUUGAUGGUCCCCAAGAACACAGUGACCUCUGUCAUUUUUAAAUGGAAGAAGUUUGGAACCACCAAAACUCUUCCUUGAGCUGGCCACCCAGCCAAACUGAGCAAUUUGGGGAGAAGGGCCUUGGUCAGUGAGGUGACCAAGAACCUGCUGGUCACUCUGACAGAGCUCCAGAGUUCCUCUGUGUAGAUUGGAGAAGCUUCCAGAAGGACAACCAUCUCUGCAGAACUCCACCAAUUAGGCCUUUAUGGUAGAGUGGCCAGAUGGAAGCCACUCCUCAGUAAAAGGCACAUGAGAGCCCGCUUGUAGUUUGCCAAAAGGCACCUAAAGACUCUCAGACCAUGAGAAACAACAUUUUCUGGUCUGAUGAAACCAAGAUUGAACUCUUUGACCUGAAUGUCAAAUCUGGAGGAAACCUGGCACCAUCCCUAUGGUGAAGCAUGGUGGUGGCAGAUUCAUGCUGUGGGCAUGUUUUUUAGCGGCUGAACUGGGAGACUAUUCAGGAUCGAGGGAAAGAUGAACGGAGCAAAGUACAGAGAUCCUUGAUGAAAACCUGCUCCAGAGCGCUCAGGACCUCAGACAGGGAUGAAGGUUCACCUUUCAACAGGACAACGACCCUACGCACACAGCCAGGACCGGACUUGAACCUGAUCGAACAUCUCUGUAGAGACCUGAAACUAGAUGUGCAGUGACGCUCCCCAUCCAACCCGACAGAGCUUGAGAGGAUCUGCAGAGAAGAAUGGGAGAAACUCCCCAAAAACAGGUGUGCCAAGCUUGUAGCGUCAUACCCAAGAAGACUCAAGGCUGUAAUCGCUGCCAAAGGUGCUUCAACAACGUACUGAGUAAAGGGUCUGAAUACUUAUGCAAACGUGAUAUAUAUUUUUUGCUUUGUCAUUGUGGGGUAUUGUGUGUAGAUUGAAGGGGGAAAACUAUUUAAUCCAUUUUAGAAUAAGGCUAACAUAACAAAAUAUGAAAAAAGUCAAGGUGUCUGAAUACUUUCCUAACGCAGAGGAAUUCCAACUCUUGGCUGAGGCCAAGGGCUGAGUUGAAAGAUCAGAGCUGCUUCCAGGUCAACACAUAAGACCUCCAGCGAAGGAACAGGGGAGAGAGAGAGAGGGUCACUCAAUAGGGUAUUAUGUGGGUCAAAGAAAGUACAAUGGUAUAUCAAUCUGCCGUGUUUUGAGAGCCAUUGGUAAAAAGCAGUCUGACAUGUGGUGAAGCCCAGAAACUUAUCAUAGACUGUAUUUGUGUAAUGUUUGAUGUUUGUGAAAUCCUAAUAAAUGUAUCAUUAUGUCAUA
Messenger RNA from Oncorhynchus kisutch (coho salmon), 4292 nucleotides. RefSeq names its product zinc finger protein 276 (gene znf276). The record is from RefSeq and is a predicted model, not a curated record. Lineage: Eukaryota; Metazoa; Chordata; Actinopteri; Salmoniformes; Salmonidae. Bases 310 to 2130 code for a protein of 606 amino acids. Gene Ontology annotation, cellular component: nucleus. Gene Ontology annotation, molecular function: zinc ion binding. The transcript has 11 exons.